GCGUCUUUCGCUGCUGAUUUUGUUUUAUUCCAGUCGGAUCAAGUAAUAAUAGUUUUAGUGACUCUCUCCACUGGACUAAGCCGAUCGCAGAAUACUAAAAUACGUGAAUGGAAAAAAUAGUGUGCCGAUAUUCUACAUUUGAAAUACCAAACUUUUGAUAGAUCAACGAUAUGCUACGCCGGACUGAACUAGUCUCCGGUGGAUACAUGAUGUAUCAUCGGAAGGCUAUGGGAACCAUGAAGUAUAGUCGUUGGCGUGGCGCCCACGGUGGCAUCAGCCACUUUUAUAAUCGCACUGCAAUGAUAGAGGAGGUCCGUAACAAUAUCCCUGUGACAAUGGUUGAUCGCGGCAUGAUGAGCUAUGUUCACCGCUCGCGUCUUCGUCAUUUUCAGCUAUUUCGGUCUUAUCAACAAAAGUCUAAUACUACGGAAUGCAAGCUGCGCGAGGGUGAGAUGCUGCGUCGUCGCUGGCAUCGUCGUAUCCAGAAAUCCUUCAUCGCCUUCAUGCAAUUCAAAACUAUGAAGGUUCUCGAAGAGCAGGCCAAACUCGUAAACCAGUAUGGGCAGGCCUCCGUGAAUGCCGCCCUGGGGGAUCCGUGGAAUGUUACUUCACAAACCGACCGAGAACGCAGAUAUGCUGUAUUACACCGACGCAUCAAGACGCUUCCAAGUGUGAAUAUUGUGCCAAAGCAUGUUGCGACUAUGAAGCAAAUUCACAAUGAUCGCUUCAAUUACCGCUGGCGCGUAAACUAGGCUGUGGAAAUCCCUCUCCGUUUGUUUCACAGUGUCUCUUAGCUCUGCAUUCAUAAAUUCCUUUUAGUGGUGAUACAUCGGAUAAUACGAUGGAUAUAAUCUCUUUUUUUUUGCGUGUAUGGUGUCUUUCCAUCGUUCCGUAUCCUUCUACCACUUUUAAUUCCCAACAUUGUUGUUGUCGUGGGCAUUUCUUUGCAUCUUCU
Phytomonas sp. EM1 is the source of this 955-nucleotide messenger RNA. Lineage: Eukaryota; Euglenozoa; Kinetoplastea; Trypanosomatida; Trypanosomatidae. The record is from the annotation of a GenBank genome assembly.